AUGUCUAUUCCAUGCAGAAAAGCUAUAGUCAACAAUACCGAAAUCAAUGUCGCCCCUCUGGAAACUGUGAGCCUACGGCUCCUCCUCCAGAAGGAUGAAGGCGAACGCAUAAAGCUCUAUAGCGCGGCUAGAUCGUUAGGGUUUUUCUACCUUGAUGUGUCAGACUCUAAGCCAUAUCUUGCGGAUGUGGAGCGGCUUUACUCGGUCACAGAACAAUAUUUUGCUCAGUCCGAAGAAAAUUUACUCAAGGAUUUUAGAAUGGACGACGAAUUUCGUGGGUAUAAAGGAGGGAACAACUGGGGGUCUCUUGAGAUCCUUCGAGACGACGUUAUUUCCUCUGAAGUUCCUUUACCGGAUAUUAUCGAAUCAGAUUCCGCUACUGUGCAGCGUUUCAUUUCUGCUUCACAUGAAGUGAGUCACGUAAUUUUAGGUGAACUAUCGAAAUCGCUCUGGCCGGACUCCGAACACCAUCUCGAGGAAAAACAUCAUCCUAAGAAGCGGAAUAAUAGUAGUUUGAAGGUUUAUCGUGGACCUACCCUAGAGAAUCUCGCUGAUGUUAGAGAUAACACGCACACAGACGGUGGCAGUUUAACGUUACUCUACACUGAUAAAUGGGGGACGCAGGUUGAAUUGCCAUGGAAUAAAGAGUGGGCUUGGGUGGAAGCAAAGCCCGGGCAUGCAAUUGUAACUGUUGGGGACACGCUGCAGGCACUUACAGGCGGACUGCUGUAUUCCUGCCGACAUCGGGUCUCACAGCCGGUUGGUGGUUUUGAGGAACGAUGGGCUGUAACUUAUUUCUUCAGACCGGAAAAUGAUACUUCCUUGGUUCCUCUAUAG
This is a messenger RNA of Orbilia oligospora ATCC 24927, 837 nucleotides long. RefSeq lists its product as uncharacterized. Lineage: Eukaryota; Fungi; Ascomycota; Orbiliomycetes; Orbiliales; Orbiliaceae. Bases 1 to 837 code for a protein of 278 amino acids. The record is from RefSeq and is a predicted model, not a curated record. Gene Ontology annotation, molecular function: dioxygenase activity. The transcript is spliced from 3 exons.